GUCUUAUCUAAUUUAAUCAAUAUUUAUAAUUGAAAAGCACCCUUUGGUAGGUAUAUAUACCUAUCAAAUACUGUUCGGAUGUCAGUCACUUUCCAGUUAAUUAAUCAUGAAGACGUUGAUCGCAUUGUUAGCCCUUGGGUUCGUAGCCGUUACGGCCGGUCCGUCGGCUCCGCAGAGAAUCGUCGGCGGUUCAGUCACCACCAUCGACAACUACCCCUCUCUUGUGGCGCUGUUGCGAACCCAGGACUGGAGUCAGUGGUCUCAAGCCUGUGGCGGCUCCAUCAUUAAUAGCAGACACAUUCUCUCGGCUGCCCAUUGCCUGCAUGGAUAUGCUGUUGGAGCUUGGCGCGUGCGUGUUGGUUCCACCUGGGCGAACAGCGGUGGCGUCGUCCACGCUGUGGAUCGUCAUAUCAUUCACUAUCAUUACAACAACAGAACCCUUGAUAAUGAUAUUGCUAUUUUGCGCCUCGCUUCCAACAUUGCAUUCAACCAGAAUGCUCGUGCUGGUCACUAUGCUGGCGCCAAUUACCAUGUCGCAGACAACCAGGCGGUAUGGGCUGCUGGAUGGGGUCAUACACAGUUCAGAGGAAACCCUUCGGAGCAACUGCGACACGUCGAAGUACGGACCAUCAACCUGGACGUCUGCAGAGAUAGAUACCGUCGUGCCUUCCCACCCCGCAUCGUGACUGACAACAUGUUAUGCUCCGGCAUUCUUGACGUCGGGGGUCGCGACGCUUGCCAAGGAGACUCCGGCGGUCCUGUCUACCACAACAACGUCAUCGCCGGCGUUACCUCCUGGGGCAUACGCUGUGCUGAUCGUCGCUUCCCUGGUGUCAACGUUCGUGUCCAGCGCUACACUGCUUGGAUCCGAAACAACUCUUUAUAUCGAUCCACUAUUACGAGAUUAAUAAAAUCAAAUAAAUGAAACCACUUACGUCCCUUUUUUAUCUUUGCCUCUAGUUAAUGUUUCACUGGCCUAAAAACCACGGGUGUCAUUCUUCUUUAUUUAUAUUAUAGCUUUCACCGUUAAUUUAUCGAUGAUUUCGCCAAUGUCAAGUAAUAAUAAUGGUAAAUACAAAAUAAAAAAUCA
Messenger RNA from Manduca sexta (tobacco hornworm), 1090 nucleotides. Its product is annotated as trypsin, alkaline B-like. Gene Ontology annotation, molecular function: serine-type endopeptidase activity. The record is from RefSeq and is a predicted model, not a curated record. NCBI's taxonomy places the organism in Eukaryota, Metazoa, Arthropoda, Insecta, Lepidoptera, Sphingidae. The transcript has 4 exons. Gene Ontology annotation, biological process: proteolysis. The coding region runs from base 107 to 925 and encodes 272 amino acids.